AGUAAACAUUAAGCAUACUGCAUAAAGCAAUAACUGAAUCGAAUUCAAAUAAUUAGUUAAAUUAAAAGUACGAAACUACGAACUCAACUAUAAAUCUAAUUUAAUAUCUACUUCAUAGCCGUAAAUCGUAAUCCAUCGAAAUUGAUUACUUCUUGUGUGUUCACUUAUUGAGUUAAGAGAAAAAUGUUUCCAACGAGCACGCAAAAAACGAAUUGGAUAUUCAAAGACGAGUUGGAUUUGAAUGCAUUGCGAGAGGAUGCCAACCAGAAGUUCAUUACCAGAUUCGGGUCGCACAUGAGUCCCGAAGACCGAAAUACAUUUUUUUUAGAUGCCAACGAAGAGCAUAUAAUACAGAAAUGUCACGAGUAUAUAUUAAGAGAUUUCUGUCACAAGUUUCAGCCAAUGCCAAAGUACGUCGCUGCUUUAAACUAUCUGAAACGAUUACUGUACACGGUCAUGGACCAUCCCAAAGAAAUAAUGGUCUGUCUGUUUUUGGCGUGCAAAGAUGAGUUCAAUGUAUCGCUCGCACAAUUUGUCGCCAACAUUAAGGGCAACCAAUCAAGAGCAACCACAGUGAUACUGAAUAAUGAGUUGUUUCUUAUGGAACAGAUCAAGUACAACCUCAAAGUGCACCAUCCAUUCAAGGCAAUCGAAGGAUUCCUUCUAGACAUAAAGACUAGAACACGAAUGUCCGAUCCAGACCGUAUGCGUACUCACAUUGAUAGUUUCAUUGACAAGCUAUUGUUUACAGACGCAUGUUUAUUAUUUGCACCAUCUCAGCUGGCACUAGCUGCUGUAUUACAUUCGGCUAGUCAGAUCAAAGAAAAUUUGGAUUCAUAUGUAACCGACUUACUGUUAGGUGAUACGGGGUCUGAGCAUUUAAAAGAUUUGAUAGAGGUUGUACGGAGAAUAAGAAUAUUGCACGUCAGAAUAGCAGAUGAUCAUACAAAAGAACUGUCACGUAUUAGCAAAAAAUUAGAUAAAUGUCGGAACCAAGAGAACAAUCCAUUCAGUGAAAAAUAUAAAGAUAGAAUACAAGAAUCAUUAAAUAAUUCUUUAUAGUUUUAAUUACAUUUUUGGCAUUAUUGUGAAUAUCUAAAUAUGAAUUUGUAACACUGUAAUAGGUAUACUAAAAGUACAUGAUUUAAAAUUAAUAAAUAUUUUUUUUUCUUUUCUCACUAGAUACAUAAAUUGAUCAUAAAUAUAAAUUAUGUAAUACUUAACAUCCUAAUAACCUUAAUAACAACUGUACAUUUAUUAUAACAUUAUACUAUUAAAUAUAACCUAUGUGAAACGUUGAUUGUUUAUUUUGUAUAAACAUAAUUAAAAUACAAGAUAUUAUAUUACCUG
Messenger RNA from Acyrthosiphon pisum (pea aphid), 1350 nucleotides. RefSeq names its product cyclin H (gene CycH). Gene Ontology annotation, biological process: regulation of transcription by RNA polymerase II; DNA-templated transcription. NCBI's taxonomy places the organism in Eukaryota, Metazoa, Arthropoda, Insecta, Hemiptera, Aphididae. The record is from RefSeq and is marked validated. Gene Ontology annotation, cellular component: transcription factor TFIIK complex. Gene Ontology annotation, molecular function: cyclin-dependent protein serine/threonine kinase regulator activity.